This is a messenger RNA of Amoebophrya sp. A25, 3136 nucleotides long. The record is from the annotation of a GenBank genome assembly. Lineage: Eukaryota; Dinophyceae; Syndiniales; Amoebophryaceae.
GUCUUCAGCCGUGGAAAUACCACAUCAAACCUCGGGUCCGCACGUGGGUAGUGGAACGGCAGGCACUACCUUGUUCAAUAGGAUGAAUACGUCGACAAACAGCAGCACCCAUUUUUUUUGUAGAGCAGGUACUACUGCGUCGCAGGGAUCUUCGAGCGGAGGACUGCAGGAGGCGAAUCCAAGUAUCAACAAACUUGCAGCGCACCAUGGCGAGACGCCAAGGGAGGAGGCGUUGAAACAGCUAACCGCAACUUACGAGGCAGAUGUGCAACAGCAGGAAAACGCAAGAGAGGAAAUUAGUGUUAAGGGCAGGUUCUAGCGUCUGUCUUUGUUUUCCCCUUCGUUGUUCCUGUUAUUUUUUCUAGCGCUGGUUUCUUUUCUUGCCUGUGCCUCUCUCUUCUAAGGGACGAGAAAAGCAGUAGAACAAACGGGAAACAGAACGCUUCUUCUUUUUUUUUUUUCCUACCUCUAAUAGUCACAUCAUAGGAGGAGGCAAAAGUAAACAAAAGAAAAAACCGAAGCCAACCUCUGGGUCGUCCAGUACUGGAACACCAGGGCCUGGAGGUGUGCCUAGCAGUUUGCAAGGUGUCGGUGGGUCUUCUGGGAGUUCGUUGCCAACAACUAGCAGUACGGGAGCUGCAUCGCAACAAGGAAUAGGUGAGAAUAGCUCAGGAGGUGUUCAUGGCGAGAAUUCAAAUCCAAAUCCAAUACCUAGUGGUAGAAGUGCAUCUACAACAGAUCCUUCUAGCACGACGCAGCAGAACGAAAUCGGAGGAGGACAAUCCAAACCUUCCUCAGGGGCAGAAGGAGUAGGAAGAACAUCAGCAACGUUGUCUCCCCUAGGCCAGAUGCGAGGGCUGAGUCCAGUAAGAGAAGACGGCAAACAAGGAGCUUCCACAUCACCUAUAGAAAUGCUGCAGGAGAGGUCGAAGUCUUUUAAUAGCACUAAUCAGAAUAUCAGAUCAGUGGAUAUUAAUCGUCCAAGUCGUGGUUCCCCUUUUCUUGGUACGCCAGAUUUGUCAAAUACAUCUGGUGAUGUACUAAACGAUAUUGAUGCUAGUCGAGGCACGGUUUCCACCGCGGAUAGACGGGUGGUGGAGCAGCUGCUGACCCCCGAUGGUGCUGGUGGUGAGACUGGUAAGUCAAUCGGAGCAAGCAGUCGUGAAGGAGCAGUAGCAGAUAGAAGCAACAUGACUGGUGGCGAAGCGACGACAUCAGGAUUAGAUAAGGCUUCCACUUCUUCUAUUCCUGGUGUAAAGGACGCUAUGGAUACAACCAAAGCAGAUGGUGCGAGUCCAUCCUCGGCUAGUGCAGAAAUGAAGACCUCAGACAAAGGAACUUCUAAGAAAGAAGAAGACUCGUUGCAGGAGGCAGAUCCUCGGGAGAAUGCCCGUCUCAAGGGUCUCGCACCAGUGCAGGUUGAAGCAGUUCCAUUGUCGAAAAAUAACUCCACGUCGACCGGAGACUCGACAACGCCAACCUCUGGGUGGAAUGUAGCUGAUGGAGAAGAGAAGAGCACAACAACUACAAGCUCUGGUACGGAUGCGAAGAUAAGCAGUGCAUCAACAACGAUGGAUAAGGCCAACACUACUCCUAACACUAGUGACGGCCCGGCAGCACUAGGAGGUGCUUCCAAGUCGUCCACUGGCAGCAGCAAGCCGCCAUUGCAACGGGCUGCGUCCGAAAAGCCUGGUUCCUUACCUGAUGGAUCGAGCUUCGUUUCAGGUCAGCCCAGAGGUGGAGACGCGAAGAACAAACGGGAUUACAGAUUUCAAGGUGAGGAUUGGUUCCCAAACAGAACCGAUAGAACGAAAUCUCAAGUCCGCUCUCGGGUUUACGUCACCAGUGCUAGCACCAUGCACACUUUUCUCAACGUCUUAGCCUAUUUCCGUCCUGAAUCUGGAGUUGGCGCACCGACGUUUGCGGCAGAUAGUUGCACUUGGGGCGAGGACGAGAUUUUUUACGAUUGGAGUGUCUUGAAAGACAUCACAGACUUGUCCUACAUGUCUCACUUAGUGAUCCGUUGUUUCGAGAAAGUGAGCGAUCAAGGUGGACCUGCGUCUUGGGUCCCUGUCGGGGAAGCGCCGGACGAGGUGAGCGAGCUGAAGAGGUAUAGGGUAGAAGUCCUAGUGAGUUUCGGAGUGUCCAUGUUGAGCAAUCCAGUGAUCACGUCGGAAGAGCAGAUGGGAAUGGAGAAUGGGGAACAAGAAGGUGCCAACACUGUACUAGUGUGUAGUACUGGUAAAAACAGCACUGGCGUAGGUAGCAGUGAUGGAAAACAACUCAUGGAGACUGCUGCCAGCGCAACGACGCAUACCGUGACGGACCAGACAUCGCGGAGGAUUAUUGAGCUGUGCGAGAACCCUGAUGGGAAACUAGUACGCAAAGAGCACCAAGUAAUCGCGCCAUUGAAGCUCAUAAUGCGUGUGCCCUUAGACUACUUCGAUGCACUGGUGCAUGAGGUGCUGAAGAGCGUACAGCGGACGCGAUAGAAAUCGGGAAAACACGGACAUUUUAUCUAAGAAUUCUAGGGUAUUAAGGGUUGUAAUGUCGGAGUAUAGAGAUAAGAUCUUUGCUACUGGAAAAAAACACUGAAGUUCAAUUUAUAUAUUAGCUUGUAUAUCUUUCAUCUAUCUUCCUCUGGUCUUUCUUUUUCUAUCUUCCUCUGGUCUCUCUUUUUUCUAGUUUGGCCUGCUCCACCAACUUUAUUUCCUUAAAUAUACUCAAGAAAUUGAAAAUGAGAUGAUGAUACUAACAACCAUUUUUUACUGAAUGCUGAAUAGUCUUUCUGAUUUUGCUGUGUUAUACUCGUUGGUAUUUCCUUAGCGUGCUGUUUGUUUUUCUGUGUUUGAUGAUCAUGUUCUUACCGAAUAUAAAUGUCAAUGAAAGUCUUGGGUUACUUGUUCCUAAUAUCGACAGUUACGCACUGCACAACUGCCUGCAUGAAUGUCUCCACUCAUUUGCCUAUAACAUUGUACACUCAAAACCGCGGUAACUACGCCACAUGGACACACACUGUAGGACAGGUCGAACCUACGCGACUGUGUCUCUCACCUCUGACACCGAUGAAGAAAUGACAACGAUUUUCAGGCUCUAGAAGUCGAUAUGAAACAAGUAGAUGACUACGAGAUCCGCC